AUGCCGUUCCCAGCGACCAAUGCGGGUGCGGAUCCUGAUCCUACCACCCAGAUAGCUUGGCCUUCGAGGAACGGGAAACGGCGCGAUCCUGCAUCGGACCAGGCAGAGUCUGCUGAAGAUGGACAGAGCUCUACCGCUGCUGCGGGUGGCAAGAGGACGCGGACACCUGAGCGAGACGGCGAUGGCGACAGGAGGAUGUCUACAGUGGAUCUCAUGAAGUUGAGUGUGUCCAUGGCUGGAUCGCAAGUUGCCUGGACAGUCGAGCUUGGAUACGGCACCCCGUUCCUGCUCUCACUGGGUCUGUCCGAGACGCUCACGAGCUUAGUAUGGUUGGCUGGUCCUAUCAGUGGACUAAUCGCACAACCCGUUAUUGGCGCAAUCUCUGACGCGUCUACCUCGAAAUAUCGUCGACGGUACUGGGUUGUGUUGUCUACGAUCGUACUUGUCAUCUCCACCUUGACACUCGCGUACUGCCAACAAAUUGCUGCGGUCUUUGUCGAUCUGUUCGGCGGAGGGGCCGGCAGCUGGGACCCACAAUGGAUCAAGCAGGUCCAGAACACCGCUAUUGCACUGGCUGUCAUCUCAUUCUAUCUAUUGGAUUUUGCACUCAACGCAUUGCAAGCGUCCCUGCGAAACCUACUUCUCGACAUCACUCCACCGUCUCAGUUGAACGCUGGCAAUGCGUGGCACAGUCGGAUGUUGAACGCGGGCAAUAUCCUCGGAUACGGGUUCGGAUUCUUGCCGCUUGCUAACAUGCCCAUCCUUCGUCUGCUUGGCGGUGACCAGUUCCGCAAGUUCUGCGUUGUCAGCAUGGCCAUCCUGGUAAUUACCGUGUGGAUUACAUGUUGGACACAAGAAGAGAAGGAACGCCAGUCACGGCUUAUUGAGAAAGAGAACAAACUGCGAGACGUGUUGGACAACAUCUACAAUGCGAUAGUCCACCUUCCGAAGCCGAUCAGGCGUGUUUGCUAUGUUCAGAUCUUCGCUUUCAUGGGCUGGUUUCCUUUCCUGUUCUAUGCUACUACCUACAUCGGUCAGGUGAUGGCGUAUGAGCUCCAAACUGAUCCAGACAAGGAUACAGCGACUAGGAUGGGCGAAUUCGCUAUGCUCAUAUACAGUAUCGUUGCUGUUGUCGCGGGAGCAACGUUGCCUCGACUCGCCCGACGGGACACGCGCCUCCUAGCCCAUGAGGGCGAUGACGAGGACGAGGAUGCUGAACUCGCCCGCUUGCGUGCGACGGUCAUGGAGUGGAGGUCCGACGCUGCACGCAAGGGGCAGCCCCUCCGACUCCCCUGGAUGCCGUUCUUCCUCAGGAACAUCUGGUCCGGGGCCAUGAUCUUGUUUGCCGUGAUCACAUUCUCGACGUUCUUCAUCACCAAAGUGUGGCAGGCGGUGAUUGCAGUGAGCUUGGUCGGUAUUUGCUGGGCUGUUGCUUGCUGGUGCCCAUUCGCUAUCAUCAUGGAGUUUUUGAAGGAGCGCGAGCGUGAGCACAGUGCAGAGGAGUCGGCGCCUGCUGCCGGGGAGUCUGUCAAUCGCCCAUCGCAUAGCCGCACGAGGUCGACACCCGCAGUUGUCCGUCGCCAGAGCGAUGCCAGCGAGCGCGCCCCUUUGCUCCGCCGUCGCCGUUCCUUCAACCAGGACGAGAUUGACGCGACGCCGUCGGAAACUCAGCCAUUGGCUGGAGGUACGGUCCUCGGUAUCCACAACUUGGCGAUCGUGUUCCCACAGUUCAUCGUCGCACUUGUGUCGAGCGCUAUCUUCCACGUCGUGGAUGCGGACAUUGACAACGAUCCUGCCCACCACACGACGUACUAUGGCAAGAAUGGCGUUGCCUGGGUCCUGCGCUUCGGCGGUCUCUGUGCAUUGUGCGGUGCGGCCUUCGCUCGCAUGGUUCCUCCUACCCGGACCGAAAAGGAGAUGCGCAGGCGGCUCGCGGAGCUCAAGGUCCUCCAGGAGGAAGACGCGCCCUGA
This is a messenger RNA of Fomitopsis serialis, 1971 nucleotides long. RefSeq names its product major facilitator superfamily domain-containing protein. The coding region runs from base 1 to 1971 and encodes 656 amino acids. The transcript is spliced from 13 exons. Gene Ontology annotation, biological process: transmembrane transport. Gene Ontology annotation, cellular component: membrane. NCBI's taxonomy places the organism in Eukaryota, Fungi, Basidiomycota, Agaricomycetes, Polyporales, Fomitopsidaceae. The record is from RefSeq and is a predicted model, not a curated record. Gene Ontology annotation, molecular function: sucrose:proton symporter activity.